Molecule: messenger RNA, 1223 nt
Organism: Paramecium sonneborni
Lineage: Eukaryota; Ciliophora; Oligohymenophorea; Peniculida; Parameciidae
Source: the annotation of a GenBank genome assembly
AUACACAAAUCUUACCUAAAAUUUUGAAUUUAAAAGUUAUAUUUAUAAAUUAUAUUAUAAGAAGUCCUAAGAUAAUGAAUAAAUGAAAGGAACAAUAAGUUUAGGUAUUUAUAUUUUUUAAGAGUUUAAGAACAUUAAAAGAGAUAUGGUAAAUAUAGUGUUAGAUAUUUGCAUAAAACAAAUCCUUAUGGUUAAGAGAGUGAGAAAUUUGAAGUUAGUUCUGCCAGAUAUGGUAAAUUCUAUACAAAGGAGAGCGAGCAUAAAAAUAUAUUACGAGAAUUUGAUAAUAAAUACUGCGUCAUCCCAGUUUAAUAACCUAUAUUAAAGUAUCAUAGUUUGAAAUCAUAAUUAUUCAAUAAUAAAAAUUAAUGAGAGGAUUUAUAAUACGGUUUGCAUUUGCUGAAUAAAUCUCCAUCUAAACUCAGAGUUAUUUAAAAAGAACAUAUAAGGAAGCAACUGUAGAAAUGGCCACAAAUGCUUUAAAUCCAUAUCACUAAUGGUUCAUAAAAGUAAUAUUAAAUUUUAUAUUUUUAGCUUGAUGGCAAAAGUGUUAAGACUCAGCAACGUAAUGUUUUAGCUGUCCCUUCUCCAUAAUUGGCAGCUUGUAUUGCUACAGAAUUCAAUCGUUAGAAAGAAUACUUAAGUUUUAAAUAAAUGCCACUUAUGAUGCUUGCUAGAAAUGCUAUUGAUUUAGAUUAUGAUGCAACCAAUAGAGAAUAUAUUGAAAAAACUAUUAUUUACCAUCUAGAAAAUGAUGUUAUCUUACAUCGUAGAAAUAAAUAAUCACAACUUUUAGACAUUCAGUAACAAUAAUUGGAUCCACAAUUGAAAUCCUUUAAUUCUAGAUUUGGCAUGGAUAUUUAAUCUAAUGAUGGUGUUCAAAUUACAUCACUUAACUAAUAAAAUAAAGUUAAAAUUGAAUCCUUAAUCAGAGGAUUAAAUAAUUGGUAAUUAGUCAGUCUUAGUUCUUAAGCAGGUAUAAAUUUAAUAUAAUAUUAUUAGAUAAUCUCAAAUCCUGUAUAUUAGCAAUCUAAUUAUCUUAUGGUUUACUCGAUUCAGACAAAGCCAUUUCUCUUUGUGAUAUCCAAAGUUAAUAUAAUAAGAAAAAUACUGAAAAUGAAAAUCCAUAAGAUUCAGAUAGUGAAGAUAAUAUAAUUUCUACAAAUGUAAAAGCAGCCUAACUAUUUUCAUCAUUAAUUUAUUCCCAAAGUAUCCUUUAUUGA